This is a messenger RNA of Scomber japonicus (chub mackerel), 3800 nucleotides long. RefSeq names its product atlastin 3 (gene atl3). Gene Ontology annotation, molecular function: GTPase activity; GTP binding. The record is from RefSeq and is a predicted model, not a curated record. Gene Ontology annotation, biological process: protein homooligomerization; endoplasmic reticulum organization. Lineage: Eukaryota; Metazoa; Chordata; Actinopteri; Scombriformes; Scombridae. The coding region runs from base 119 to 1654 and encodes 511 amino acids. The transcript is spliced from 14 exons.
UUUUAAUGGUUGUUUUCAUGCCAGUGGCUUAAAAAGUAACGUCUCAGUCGUUGUUCAACUCUCAUGAGUUUGUGUUGAAGCUGUUUGAAGACUUCAAAGGGACCAGCACCUCUGAGCAAUGGGGAGUGAACCAGGCCCAGUUCAGGUCGUCACAGUGUGUAAGGAGGAUCACUCCUUUGCGUUGGACACUGAGGCUUUGGCUCGGAUUCUGUUGGCACCUGAAGUCCGAGAUAAGCAUGUGGUGGUGCUGUCGGUGGCUGGAGCCUUCAGGAAGGGGAAGAGCUUCCUGCUUGAUUUCAUGCUCCGUUAUAUGUACAGAAAGGAUGAUGAAAACUGGCUGGGUAAGGAUGAUGAGCCGCUGACGGGGUUUUCGUGGAGGGGAGGUUCAGAACCAGAGACAACUGGCAUCCAGCUGUGGAGCGAAGUUUUCCCCGUCCAAAGGAGUGAUGGAACAGAGGUGGCGGUAGUGUUGAUGGACACUCAGGGAGCGUUUGAUGACCAAUCCACUGUGAAGGACUGUGCCACCAUCUUUGCCCUCAGCACCAUGACCAGCUCAGUACAGAUUUACAAUCUGUCACAGAACAUACAAGAGGACGAUCUUCAACAGCUACAGCUGUUCACGGAGUAUGGCCGUCUUGCCAUGGAUGAAAUCUUUCUGAAGCCAUUUCAGUCUUUGAUGUUCCUAAUCAGGGAUUGGAGUUUUCCCUAUGAAUACACCUAUGGGUUUAAAGGAGGCAAGGAAUUCCUGGAUAAACGGUUACAGGUUAAGGAGGCGCAACAUGAGGAGCUGCAAACAGUGAGGGAGCACAUCCAUUCAUGCUUCACCAACAUUUCCUGCUUCUUGUUACCUCACCCUGGAUUGAAGGUUGCCACCCACCCUGCUUUUCGGGGACAACUUGAAGAUGUGGCGCCGGAGUUUAAAGAGCAGCUGCAGAGUUUAAUCCCCAAACUGCUGCACCCAGACAGACUGGCUGAGAAAGAAAUAAAUGGAAACAAAGUCACCUGCAGGGGCCUGCUCGAGUUCUUCAAGGCUUACAUCAAGAUUUACCAGGGAGAAGACCUGCCACAGCCAAAGACUAUGCUCAUGGCUACAGCAGAGGCCAAUAACCUGGCAGCCGUGGCAACAGCCAAAGAUGAAUACUACAAAAACAUGGAGAAGGUGUGCGGAGGAGACCUGCCCUAUGUGUCUCCUGAGUCUCUGGAGGAGAAGCAUCAGUUUAACUCCCGAGGAGCUCUUCACACCUUCUCCUCGACCAAGAAAAUGGGCGGACAAGAGUUUUGUGACCGUUACCAAGUACAGCUGGAAAAGGAGCUGGAGGAAAUGUGGCAGUCUUUCAGCAAGCACAACGAGUCAAAAAAUCUCUUCAGUGCUUUCCGGACCCCUGCCGUGCUGUUUGUGCUUGUGUGCCUCCUCUACGUGGUUUCAGGUGUGUUUCUCUUCGUCGGCCUGUCUACCUUUGCCCUGGUGUGUGACUGCAGUCUGGGCGUGGUCAUGAUGGCCAUACUGACGUGGGCCUUCAUCCGAUACUCCGGUCGGUAUCGGCCUGUAGGAGGAGCCAUUGAUCAGGCAGCAGGUGUUGUCCUGGAGCAGGCCACGGUGGUGUUAAACAAGUCGAGAGGAACAAGCAUCGCAGAACAGAAGAAAUCCAGUUAGAGGACCUCUGAACCUUCAUAAUCUCGAUGCAAUGCAACCACAGCGCACAACACAAGCACACAUUCAGCACUAAAGCCUUAUCAUGCCACCCACUGAAACAAACAUGCAGCUAAACUACAUUGGCACAGGCUACAAAUGCACAAAUGGUACAAAAUGCCAAUUUACCAGCAUCUUUAUUGUGCACGUUACUCUGCCUGUUGAAGCCCAGGCUCAAGUAAAGGUGACUGGAUUCAUUGAGACAGGGGUCAAACUGUCACAAUCCUUCUGAUUGAUACUUCAUGUCUUAAAUCGACACUGCCGCCAUUUUACAAGUUUACAAUUGGUCUUAAAAGACAAGUCAGCGUUUACCUUGAAACUUCUAAAACACUUUAAAUUGUAUUUAAUUUGAAUGCAUCUCACUUGGCUGUAUAUUGUUCAGACAGGGCAGGGGUAGUCAGGGUGCUUUCCAGCGAGCUUCUGCAGUAUAUCUUUAUAAUAAUUACUUAAAAAUGCUGGCUUUAAAGCUUCUAUCUUUAUACAUAUUUCUUUGUGGCUAUAUUUUUUUUACUUUGUGGCCUUAAAAACAUUCCAUUGUGUUUCUAGAUUUACAUUAUCUUUGAUAUAGAUUUGCAUUUCUAGAAAGGUGAGCUGUCACUACUUUGUUAUUAGAAGAGAAAAUGCACUUUCUAUAUAUAGCUCAGCAGAUUUUGGAAGCUGUUUGUAAUGGAGGUUCAGUUGAAACUCGUUUGUUUCAAAUGCUUUGCUGAUUAUUCCUUGAGGGAAAUAUGUACACUUUGUAGAUUUUGUGACUAGGCACUAGACUCUUCUAGAGAAAUUAUAUAUAGGAUCCUUAUUCUGCAAAACUCCAAAGAUAAAUGCAUUAUUGGAAUAGUCAAAGGUGCUGAACGCCCAGCAUAAGAAUACAGCAACCAGACAGCCAAAGAGUUAGCUUUAAUUAUUAUAUAUAUAUAUCUAUAUAGCUAUAUAGCUAUAGCUGAAAUAUAGUCUGCAGUGUAAACAAAGUUUUAUUCAUUCAAGCACAUAAAAUGGCCGUGAAAUUAACAGUGAGAAAAAUCUUUAUCACUGAAACAUCACGUGUUAAACAGACAUGGAACAUUUAAGGAAGACAGACGAGAACAUGCUCAUAACAAGCAGGAGAAACCUGCAGUAAAUGAGACUGUGGGCCUUUUUGUAGUGCAGUGAGAAAGUACGCUGAGCUGCAUUGUUGUGAUGUAGAAUAGAGUGCACAUUGAUGAUCUCGCUACAAGUUAAAGGAAAAUGUGGAUAUUUAAACAAUUUCACAUUUCUCAAACUAUAAGAACACUUGCCAACAUAUAACAGCUUUCAGUAUAUGAGCAAUGACAAACUAAUUUGGGAGAAAUGACCAUAUAUAUCUGAAUCCAGCAUAGCAUGUUCAGGUUAUAGCUUAUCUUUGAAUGACUUGCACGUUUUAAGAGUAACAUAACCUAUAAAGCCAUACUACAGAAAUGACAAAAAUGAUAAAUCGGGGGUGGCUUGACUUGAUCCGUGAGUCCUCAUGUACGUGUAGACUAGAUUUAUAAUUGUUUUUUUCCUUUUGUGAGGCCAAGCAUCUGCGCCUCUCUGAAUAUAAUCAAAUGCAGAUUCUUUUGGAAACAUUGGAUUGGAGAAUGUGGAAUGGCAAGUAUUUAAUAAGAUAAGUCUUUAAAUACCAUGAGACUUUAUGGCCUCAGACAGAAAGUAGAGUCCUGUAGUCUGGACUUAUAAUGCAUUGUGCACUUCAAAAUUAACCAUAUACAUAGACACAGAAUAGGAAAGAAAAGUGCUUUAAUCUCACAGUCAUUCCAUUGUGUGCCAGUAAUGAGAAUAAAGGGCUAAAUGUGACCAUACAAACAAUGAGAAUGAGAGGAUAAUAGAGAUUCUCAGUCCACGAUUUUUUGACCAACAUUUUGCACAUUCCAUAUCUUUCCCUGUUGGCAAGAGGAGGAACCUUCAGGGUGUUUCACAGCACUUAAGAUUGCACCUGCCCUCCUUUUCUGGUGGAUUUUGCAAACAGCUUGUUCCAAAAGUUACUCAAUGCAUGCAAUAUAUUGGUAACCGCCACUGAAAUCAUCUCUUGCAGGGGUAUAGUGGCCUUGACUUGAGAAAUGCUGUUUUAUAAAGAAUAAACAGAGCUUGAAACUGUAAA